GCCAUGGCGACCGGCCUGUGCGAGCUCCCGCGGCGGCGGUUAAACCGCGGCGCCGGCCGUUAAUGCGCGCCCCCGACAGCGCGGCCGCCAUGUCGCUGGACGACCCGCGCCUCGAGUGGCUGCAGAACCGCGUGUACGAGGCCUUCGGCCUCCAGGAGACCGACUGCUUCGAGGAGCUGCUCAACCGCGACGACGGCCUCCAUGAACUCGUCAUCCUCCGCUUCCUCAACGACACCCACGCCGAGGACUGCCCGUCCGCCCUGCUCUUCUUCCGCAGCGACCGCACCGUGGAGGAGGAGCUGGAGCUCGAGGACGAUGAAGUCACAGAAGUUACUCACGAUGAAGAUGCUGAAGUUACUGGGACAACUGAGUUGGUCAAUGAAGAAGAAACACCAAGAACUGUUGCGUCUUCUAUUCAGGAACAGUCACGACAGGGAACGGAGCCCAGGCCGUCCCAGGCAAGCGCGUCCGAGGGGGAAGCUGUAAUGUUCACCCUGCCACGUACCAAAAUCGUAACCCAGACAGUGGAACUACCCGUGCUCUAUGUUUCACUGGAGAAAAUCCCUCCAGAGUUUGCCAAUCACGAUAUGUUCUUUUUUCUCCGGAAUAAAAGAGAAACCAUUCCUGAACCCAAUGACAUGAAGGAGACCAAUAUACUAAUGCCCAAAAUGCUGGAGUUUGGCAUGCUAAAUGGGCACUCUUUAUUGAUGCUACACCAAAUCUUAACACAGCUCUUCAUGCCACUUCUGUCUUAUCACAGUAAAAACGCUGAGCUUAAGCAAGGUUCAUCACGCUUUAUAAGUACAGUAGCGUUUCAGUUUGAGAGGUUGAGUAUUGCGGACUCGAGAGGAGGAGGGGAUUCACGGAAUAUUCAGUUUGUCAGGGAUGAAUUCCUGAUAACUGUACUAAAGUUCUCCAAUCAGGUUCAGCGAACCAUUCAACAGGUGGAGGGUGAAAUCAAGCUUGAAAUGCCUCCAUUAGACCUCGAAACAGACCUGAACCAAUUUACUUCAGACCCAAUGAUAAUGGAAAUGCUGGAACACAGUGUGAUGAACUGGCAGGUGCAGAUCACUUCUGCCAUUGAAGAGCAGCUGUCGAAGAUGCCCCAGGGCAACGGUCCGUUAUCAGAGAUAGACUUCUGGCGAGAACGUAAUGCUACUCUCAGUGCCCUCAGUGAACAGCUGAAACUGUCAGUGGUGAAGAGGAUUGUUGACUUUGUGGGCGCCUAUGAUCAAAGUUUAAUCCAGAAUCUCAAUUUAAUCAUUGCUGACCUCACCAAGUACCACGUGGAAGCUGCAGACAACGUUAGGUUCCUCUCAACACUGGAGCGGCAUUUUAAGAAUCUAUCACAGGGAACAAGAUUUCAAGUUGUGAUGGAUACCAUCCCUUCCAUGUUGAAUGCCCUGAGGAUGGUUUGGAUUAUUUCCCGCCAUUACAACAAGGAUGAACGGAUGGUGCCCCUGAUGGAGCGCAUUGCGUGGGAGAUCGCAGAGAGAGUGCGCAAAGUUAUCAAUGUACGCAGCAUAUUUAAGAGGAGCUCAGAAGCAGCAAAAACAAGUACCUUAGAAGCCAUACGAACCCUGCAGUUGUGGAAAGACUCCUACUUUGAUAUCCGUUCUAAAAUUGAGGCUUCAGGGAGAGAUCAGCGCUGGGAAUUUGAUAGAAAGAAACUCUUUGAGAAAACUGAUUACAUGAUUGUCAUCUGUCAGAAUAUACAUGAUAUUUUGCAGACUCGAGAGGAGUUUUACAACAUCUUUGGACCAGAGCUGAAAGCUGUAACUGGUGACCCGAAGCGCAUUGAUGAUGUGGUACAAAGGGUUAACGAUCUUGUUGUGCCCAUUAUGGAACUCUCUUUCGAUAUGUUUAACAUUCGUCACACGCAGAUGUGGAGGGUCGUAAUGGAGGAUUUUUACACUCAGGUUCAGUUCAUUGAAGGGGAAGCAAAGAACUUUAUUGAUGAGUCAUUCAAGAGUCUCCGCUCUGCAGAAGCAGCGUUUGACAUGCUUUUGAGAUUCAGGCACAUUCGCUCACGAGAAGUGGUCAACAAGCAAAUGAUGAGGAAAUUCAAUGACAUUCUCACACAGUAUUGUAAGGAGGUUGAUAUUAUAAACACCAUCUUUACAAAUAAUGCUAGUAACCCUCCGGUGACCAAGAACCAGCCUCCAGUUGCUGGAGCCAUCCACUGGGCCCGAUCACUCUUUCACCGCAUUAAACACGUCAUCGUUCACUUCCAGAAAAUGCCCGAGAUGCUGGCAAGUGAUCAGGGCAAGGCAACCAAAGCAAAAUAUCUAGAGGUGGCAAAGAGGAUGAAAGUGUAUGAAGAUAAGUUGUAUGAACAUUGGCAAAGUGAGACUAACACAAAGUUGCACGUUCUGUUAAAACAAAGCCUGCUCAACAGGGUUGAUGCACCAAUAACCUAUCCAGAUAGUACGGUUUACUUUGAUCCUAACUUGACUUCUCACGAUGAAAUGUUUGAAGCUAAUUGUCAAUAUGAAGUGAACUUUGCUCCAGAACUGGAAGAAAUAAUCAUGGAAUCCAAGUACAUGGAGCAGUUGGGAUUUCAAAUCCCUCAGCUGGCCAGAAAUGUGGCUUUACAAGAACAGAAGUUUCUCCGGUACACCACUGGAUUAAGGAACAUGUUGAAUCGCUACCAAAAACUAAUGACUUCUUUAAACAUAGCAGAGAUAAAACUUAUGGUGGAUCAUAUCCAAGAGCUCCAACGGGUUAUUCGUUCAGGUUAUAAAAGAUUAAACUGGAACUCGUUAGGUAUUAUUGAUUAUCUUGGUCGCUGUGAACAAGCAAUUGGAAAAUUUGAAUCACUUGUAAACCAGAUUCACAAGAAUGUGCGAGACAUUGCCAUUAAACUUGCAUCGAUAGAGUCUGCAGACCUCUUUAAAAGACCACCGCCCAAGUCUAAGGAGGAUCUUGCAGGGGUAAAGGAGUUUUAUGAGCAUGUGGAACGUGAGCGGAAUAAGGACAUCUUGAAUUUAGUCAGUAAGUAUAAAGCCAUUGGCCCACUGCUGACCAAGAUGGAGGGUCUCGUUUUCCACACCAACACGGGGAAGGCUUCAAAGAUGGCGUUAUACUACACCUUCUGGGAGCGCAGGGUUUACGACAGUCUUGUCAAAAUGAUUGUAAAAAAUCUUCAGCAAAUUAAUUUUUCUGUUGUUGGAAACUAUCCCCUUUUCCAAAUUGAAGUUCAUCUCUCUGCCCCUGAGAUUGUCUUGAAACCCAAUGCCUCUGAAGUUUAUCAACUGACUCUCCAGAACAUAAAAGACUGUGUGGAAACCACAAAGCUGUUUGUACGCUGGAUGCAUGGGUCUUGCAUUGAAUGCCUGCCACAGUAUGUCGAAGGAGAUGAUGAGCCAGUUAUGUUUAAUUUCUACAGUGACAUUUCUCAGCAUCAGCUGAUCAUUGAGCUGGCUAUUUCCACCAGUCAGAAUCUCCAAAAACUUCUUGGUUCUCUGGGAAAGUUUCUGAACAGCUGGAAGAAGUACAGAUCGUUAUGGAAGAUGGACAAGUCUAUUGUUGUGGAGAAGUUUGCAGCUAGGAAUCCAUCUUGUGUCAGUUAUGAUGAAAAGUUGCAGUUCUACACCAGAAUCAGUGAGGAGGUGGCACAACAGCCACUUGUCAGGGAUGACCAAUGUAUUCGCCUCCAGCUGAGACCCUUGGCAUUCAGCAUCCAAGAAAAUGCAAAUGCAUGGGUACAGUCGCUUGGACAAUGCCUGAAUGAAUCUGCCAAACGGGAAUUGUACAGUUUGAGAAACGAACUGGAGGACCUCGCAGUUUCUUUGCAGACAGUUCCAGACACUCUGGAGAAUCUGAAGUUUGUACUUAGUACAAUUGCCCAAAUUCGAUCCAUGUCUUUAAAUGUGGAGCUGCGGUUAAAAGACACUGAGGAGCGAUAUCGCACCCUAACCAUGUACGAUAUUCAUACAACAUAUGAAGAGAAAGAAUUGCAGGACAAUAUUAAAGUAAUUUGGGAAAAUCUGUUUGAGGAGUCAAGUACUAUUGAUCACAGCUUGGGUACUGUAAAAAAGAAGUUCACUAAGACCACCAAACAUGAGACGAAGGACUUUGCAGAGGCCCUUGCAGCUUUUGCAACAAAAUUCCGUUUGCAUGGGCCGGGCUCCGUGGGUGACGAACUCGAUUCAGGACUUGAAAUUUUGGGCAAAUUUGAAAAUGAAUUGGAAGAAUUUGAGAGAAAGCGUCAAGAGCUAGCAAAUGCGGAGAAGCUUUUUGACCUGUCGAUCACGAUGCACCCAGAGCUACUGUCACUUCAGAAAGAAAUGAAAGGCUUGAGGCAGAUCUAUGACAUUUACAAGGCACAGCGGGUCGCUAAAGAGGAAUGGUCUGAGACCUUGUGGGCGGAUUUAAAUGUACAGCUGCUUCAGGAAGGAAUUGAUUCAUUUUUGAAGGCCUUCAGAAAGUUACCGAAAGAUGUUCGCAACCUCUCUGUCGGCUUCCACUUGGAAUCUCAGAUGAAAGAAUUUAAGGAAUCCAUCCCCCUGUUGUUGGAUUUGAAGCAUGAGGCUUUAAGAGAGAGGCAUUGGAGGACAUUAAUGGCCCGGACAGGCACAGAAUUUGAGAUGCGAGCUGAUACAUUUACACUGGAGAAUAUGUUUGCUAUGCAACUGCACAAAUAUAUUGAAGUCAUUGGUGAUAUUGUUACUGCUGCGGUUAAAGAACUUAGUAUCGAGAAGGGUGUCAAGGAGGUUGUGGACACCUGGGAAAGCAUGAAAUUUACUGUGCAGAAGUACUACAAAGGAACUCAGGAUCGAGGCUACAUUCUGGGAUCUGUAGACGAGAUCUUACAGAUAUUGGAUGAUAAUGCUAUGAAUCUGCAGAGCAUGGCUGGAAGCAGAUUUGUCGGGCCCUUUCUCACCACCGUGCAGGAGUGGGAGAAAAGCCUGUCCUUAAUCGGUGAAGUGAUUGCAGUUUGGUUGGUGGUGCAAAGAAAAUGGAUGUAUUUGGAGAGUAUCUUCAUUGGUGGUGAUAUCCGAUCGCAGCUGCCCGAGGAAGCAAAGAAGUUUGAUAACAUUGACAGAAUAUUCAAAAAGAUCAUGUCUGAAACUGUGAAAGAUCCCGUCAUAAGCAAAUGUUGUCAGGCUUCUAAUCGUCUAACAAAUCUCAAGAACCUGUGUGAAGGGCUGGAGAAAUGCCAGAAGAGCCUCAAUGACUAUCUCAACUCCAAGCGGAAUGCCUUUCCAAGGUUUUUCUUCAUUUCUGAUGAUGAGUUGUUGAGUAUUCUGGGGAGCAGUGAUCCUGAAGCUGUCCAGGAACACAUGAUAAAGAUGUAUGAUAACAUUGCGUCGCUGAGGUUCCAAUUGGGCAACGAGAAUGAGACGUUGGCAGGGGCGAUGAUAUCAGCUGAAGGGGAGGUGAUGGAGUUCAGGCAGAUGAUCCCAGCGGAGGGACGGGUUGAAGACUGGAUGACUGCAGUGCUGGGUGAAAUGAGAAGAACUAAUCGUCUCAUUACAAAAGAAGCAAUUUUCCGAUAUUGUGAGACCUUGACCAGAAACGAUUGGAUGUUGGUUAAUCAGGGCAUGGUUGUCCUGGCAGCCACACAGGUUUGGUGGACGUGGGAGGUUGAAGAUGUGUUUCAGAGGGUGAAGAAAGGAGACAAACAGGGCAUGAAGAAUUAUGCUAAGAAGAUGCACCAACAGAUUGAUGACCUUGUUACCCGCAUCACACAGCCGCUCAGUAACAAUGAUCGGAAAAAGUAUAAUACAGUGCUUAUUAUUGACGUACACGCCAGAGAUAUUGUGGAUACAUUUGUCCGAGACAGUGUAAUGGAUGCUCGAGAGUUUGAGUGGGAGAGCCAGCUUCGCUUCUACUGGGCGCGGGUGCCAGAUGACCUGAGGGUGCAUCAGUGCACUGGCCGUUUCGACUAUGGCUAUGAAUACAUGGGUUUGAAUGGUCGCCUGGUCAUCACUCCUCUAACAGAUCGUAUCUAUCUAACCCUCACACAGGCCUUGUCUAUGUACCUUGGAGGGGCACCGGCAGGACCAGCUGGAACAGGCAAAACCGAGACAACUGUGUUCGCUUUGAUCCUUGGGAUGGCCAAGGCUCUGGGACUGCUGUGUGUUGUGACAAAUUGUGGAGAAGGCAUGGAUUACAAAGCAAUGGGCAAUAUCCUGUCAGGCCUGGCUCAGUGUGGUGCCUGGGGCUGCUUUGAUGAAUUUAAUCGGAUUGAGGCUGCAGUACUGUCAGUUGUGUCUUCACAAAUCCAGACCAUUCGCAACGCACUCAUACAUCAUCUAACCAAGUUCCAGUUUGAAGGGCAGGAGAUUUCCUUGGACAGCCGGAUCGGGAUUUUUAUCACCAUGAACCCUGGUUACGCUGGGCGUACAGAGCUGCCAGAAUCGGUCAAAGCUCUCUUCAGGCCCGUGGUCGUGAUUGUUCCUGACCUGCAGCAGAUCUGUGAGAUAAUGCUGUUCUCAGAGGGGUUUCUGCUGGCAAAGAUCCUUGCAAAGAAGAUGACAGUGCUGUACAAACUGGGCAGGGAACAACUUUCAAAGCAACAUCACUAUGAUUUUGGUCUCCGAGCUCUCAAGUCUGUACUUGUUAUGGCAGGAGAAUUGAAGAGAGGGUCCCCUGAAAUCAGUGAGGAUGUGGUGUUGAUGAGGGCUCUGAGAGACAUGAAUCUUCCAAAAUUCGUCUUUGAGGAUGUUCCUCUCUUCCUGGGCCUGAUCGCAGACCUAUUCCCCGGGCUGGAAUGUCCUCGUGUCCGUUACCCCAACUUCAACGAUGCAGUGGAACAGGUCCUGGAAGAAAAUCAUUACAUUUUAUUGCCAGUGCAGGUGGAUAAAGUGGUUCAGAUGUACGAAACGAUGAUGACUCGACACACCACCAUGGUAGUGGGACCCACGGGAGGUGGAAAGACUGUGGUCAUUAACACACUUUGCCAGGCUCAAACAAGAAUGUCAUUAGUGACAAAACUGUACACACUGAAUGCAAAGGCCGUGAGUGUGAUUGAACUCUACGGAAUCUUGGAUCCUGUCACUCGCGAUUGGACCGAUGGAAUUUUAUCAAACAUUUUUAGAGAUAUCAAUAAACCGACGGACAAGAAGGAAAGGAGGUAUAUUUUAUUUGAUAGUGAUGUGGAUGCACUCUGGGUGGAAAACAUGAACUCUGUGAUGGACGACAACAAGUUGUUGACAUUGGCGAACGGGGAGCGGAUCCGUCUACAAACUCACUGUGCCUUGCUGUUUGAGGUGGGAGAUUUACAGUAUGCUUCCCCAGCAACUGUCUCUCGCUGCGGCAUGGUGUAUGUGGACCCCAAGAACCUGCGAUACACUCCCUUCUGGCAAAAGUGGAUCAGCCAGAGAACUGUCAAGCAAGAACAGACUGAUCUCACCAAGCUGUUUGAUAAGUAUGUACCUCCGAUCCUUGAACUGAUUGUGGAAGGGAUGUUGGAUGGCAGACAAGUGGAGAAGUUAAGAGUAAUCAUCCCUCAAACAGAACUGAACAUGGUGACACAACUGACUAAGAUGUUGGAUUGUUUGUUGAAGAAAGAGGUGGAGAGAUUUGAUGUCCUGGAAUGCUAUUUUAUUGAAGCCUUGUAUUGCUCUCUGGGUGCCUGCCUUCUGGAGGAUGCAAGGAUCAAGUUUGAUGACUAUGUGAAACGUCUCGCCAGUAUGUCCACGGUUGAAACUCCCAAUGUCUUUGCUGGCCCAGGAGAAUUGCCAGGCCAACUACCAACUCUUUAUGAUUUUCAUUUUGAUGACGAGAAGCAGAGAUGGAUUCCAUGGUCCAAGCUUGUGCCGCAAUAUGUCCAUAACCCUCAAGGAAAAUUUUUGGAUAUCCUUGUUCCUACGGUGGACACCACACGCACUAGUUGGCUGCUUGAAGAGAUGGUGAUGAUCAAGUAUUACGUACUACUGGUGGGCGAAUCGGGAACAUCUAAGACAGCCACAACACAGAACUUCCUUAAACACCUGAACAUCGAUGAUACUCUGCUGUUGACGAUCAACUUUUCAUCUCGUACCACUUCAAUGAAUGUACAAAGAAACCUGGAGGCCAAUGUGGAGAAACGCACCAAAGUCACAUAUGGACCGCCGAUGGGGAAGCGUCUCCUGGUCUUCAUUGAUGAUAUGAACAUGCCUAGGGUUGAUGAGUAUGGAACACAGCAACCCAUUGCUCUGCUGAAACUCCUGCUGGAGAAAGGUGGCAUGUACGAUCGUGGCAAGGAACUGAACUAUAAGAUCCUGAAGGACCUGGGCUUUAUUGCUGCUAUGGGAAAAGCUGGAGGUGGACGUAACGAAGUGGAUCCUAGGUUUAUCUCGCUCUUUUGUGUGUUCAACGUGACGUUCCCAGCAGAAGAAUCAUUAUUUUCAAUUUACACUUCCAUUCUGAAAGGGCACACGAUGACUUUCAGUGAAGAUGUCCAGUCAAUCAGUGUUAAAGUGACGUCAGCUACUCUCCAACUGUACACCAUGAUCGUGCAAGAACUGCCUCCAACUCCGUCCAAAUUCCACUACAUCUUCAAUCUGCGUGACCUGUCCAGAGUGUUCAAUGGACUUGUCCUUGCAACCCCUGAGAGGUUUCAGACAGUUGCACAGAUGGUCCGGCUGUGGAGAAACGAAUGCCUUCGAGUGUUUCAUGACAGGCUCAUUAAUGAGGAGGACAAAAUGCUGGUUCAAGGAAAUAUCAACCAGUUAUUAGAAGAACAUUUCCCGACGAUAUUUGAGCAAGCCAGCAGGAAUCCGAUUCUGUUUGGAGAUUACCGCACCUUCAUGCAUGAGGGUGAACCACGGGUGUAUGAGGAUCUGCAGGACUACGAAGCUGCCAAAGCUCUCUUCCAGGAAAUUUUGGAAGAGUACAAUGAGACAAAGUCGCACAUGAGGCUGGUGCUGUUCGAUGAUGCUGUGGAGCACUUGACACGGAUUCAUCGCAUCAUCCGGAUGGACAGGGGCCACGCUCUGUUGGUGGGAGUUGGAGGGUCCGGCAAGCAAUCCCUCACCAAGCUGGCCUCCUACACAGCCGACUGCGAGAUUUAUGAGAUUGUUCUGAGUCGUGGUUAUGCAGAGACUAAUUUCCGAGACGAUUUGAAAGCUCUGUAUCUGAAGCUAGGCAUUGAGAACAAGCCGACAGUCUUUCUCUUUACUGAUGCCCACGUGGCUGAGGAAGGAUUCCUGGAGCUGAUAAACAACAUGCUGACCUCGGGCAUUGUCCCGGCACUUUUUCCAGAUGACGAGAAAGAAACGAUUUUAGGACAAGUAAGAGAUGAAGCAAUGAAAGCUGGCUGCAGUCCAGCUAAAGAGAGUAUCUGGCAGUUCUUUGUUAAUAAGAGCGCCAGUAACCUGCACAUAGUAUUGGGCAUGUCACCUGUGGGAGAUCUAUUACGCACACGGUGCAGAAACUUUCCAGGUCUAGUGAACAACACUGGGAUUGACUGGUUCUUACCGUGGCCACCUCAAGCCCUGCUCGCUGUGGCACAGGCAUUCCUAGGAAAGAACCCAAUGAUUCCAAGUGAGCAUUUUGAAAAUGUGAUAGACCAUGUGGUGAUGGCACACAAUUCUGUGGAAGAGUACAGUCAGACAUUCCUGCUGAAGUUACGUCGCAGUAACUAUGUCACUCCGAAAAACUACCUGGACUUCAUCAACACUUACGCUCGCUUAUUGAAUGAGAAAGAUCAGUUCAUUUUGGCGCAGUGCAAGCGUUUGGAGGGUGGAUUGGACAAGUUAAAGGAGGCCAGUGUUCAGCUAGCUGAGUUAAACCAGAAGCUAGCAGAACAAAAGAUUGUACUGGCAGAGAAAACUGAAGCGUGUGAAGCCCUGUUGGCAGAGAUUGCCCUGAACACCACUAUUGCUGAGGAGAAGAGGAAGCUGGCAGAGGAGAAAGCUGCGGAGAUAGAGGAGCAGAAUAAGGUGAUAGCUGUGGAGAAGCAGGAGGCAGAGAAUGCGUUGGCCGAGGCACUGCCCGCCCUCGAGGCAGCAAGGGUGGCUCUGCAGAGUCUGGACAAGUCUGACGUUACAGAGAUCAGGUCGUUUGCAAAGCCUCCUCGACAAGUACAGACAGUGUGUGAAUGUAUCCUGGUGAUGAGAGGCUACAAGGAAAUUAACUGGAAAUCUGCCAAGGGCAUGAUGUCAGAAGCAUACUUCCUCAAGAGCCUGAUGGAAAUGGACUGUGAUGCUAUUGGGCAGACGCAGGUCAAAACUGUGAAAGGUUUUCUCAAGAAUCUGAACACGUCGCUUGAUGAAAUGCAGGCCAUCAGCAGAGCAGGUGCUGGGAUGUUGAAGUUUGUCGAGGCUGUUAUGGGCUACUGUGAUGUGGCCAGAGAGAUCAAGCCCAAGCGAGAGAAGGUAGCCAGGCUGGAGCGUAAUUACUAUCAGAGCAAACGUGAUCUAGAGAAGAUCCAGGCAGAGCUGGCAGCCAUCCAGCAUGAGCUACAAGCGCUGAGCAAUCGCUACGAGGCAGCAAUGAGGGAAAAGCUGCAGCUGCAAGAAGAAGCAGAAAUCAUGGAGCGUCGAUUGGUGGCGGCGGACAAGCUCAUUUCUGGGUUGGGCUCGGAAAACGUGCGCUGGACCAAUGACUUGGAGGAUCUGAAGGUUCGGCGGGUGAAACUAUUGGGCGACUGCCUGAUGUGUGCUGCCUUUCUGAGUUACGAGGGGGCCUUCAGCUCUGAGUUCCGGCAUGAAAUGAUUUACGACAAGUGGCAGAGCGAUAUACUGCAGCGUGAAAUCCCACUCAGUCAGCCCUUUCGCCUGGAAACCAUUCUUACCGAUGAAGUUGAAAUAAGCAGGUGGGGUUCAGAGGGUUUACCCCCAGAUGAGCUCUCUGUUCAGAACGGCAUUCUCACCACCCAGGCCAGUCGCUUCCCACUCUGCAUCGACCCGCAGCAGCAGGCCUUAAACUGGAUCAAGCGCAAAGAGGCAAAGACCAAUUUGAAGAUUUCUUCAUUUAAUGAUCCAGAUUUCUUGAAGCAAUUAGAGAUGGCCAUCAAGUAUGGCUUUCCGUUCCUGUUCCAAGAUGUUGAUGAGUACAUCGAUCCAGUCAUUGAUAAUGUCCUGGAAAAGAACAUUGAAGGACAAGCAGGCCGUUACUUUGUUCGGCUCGGCGACAAGGAGGUCGACUAUGAUCCCAACUUCAAAAUGUACCUCAAUACCAAGCUCGCUAACCCCAAGUACCAACCUGCAGUGUUUGGGAAAUCCAUGGUGAUAAACUACACAGUGACGUUAAGUGGUCUGGAAGAUCAGUUACUGAGUGUUAUUGUGGCAUUUGAGCGGAGAGAACUGGAGGAGCAGAGGGAGCGUUUGAUCAAGGAAACUAGUGAGAAUAAGAAGCUGCUAAAGGAUCUGGAGGAUUCUCUUUUACGUGAACUUGCAACUUCCACUGGCAACAUGCUGGAUAACGUUGAACUGGUCGAAACUCUAGAAGAAACCAAGACUAAAGCUACUGAGGUGUCUGAAAAGCUAAAGCUGGCUGCAAAGACUGCAAUAGAUAUAGACAAGUUGAGAGAUGGGUAUCGACCCGCUGCCAGGAGGGGAGCCAUUUUGUUUUUUGUCUUGUCGGAGAUGGCCCUGGUUAACAAUAUGUACCAAUAUUCUUUGUCAUCUUUCCUGGAUGUCUUUGACUUAUCCCUUCGUAAGUCUUUGCCUGACUCUAUACUUCAAAAGCGACUGAAGAACAUCAUGAAUGCAUUGACUCUGAAUGUAUAUAAUUACGGCUGCACAGGCCUGUUUGAGAAGCAUAAGUUGCUGUUUGCUUUCAACAUGACGAUUAAGUUGCAGCAGGCCGAGCAGCACGUCCCACAGGAAGAGCUGGAGUUUUUCCUCAAAGGAAACAUAUCUCUGGAGAAAAGCAAGCGGCCAAAGCCAUGCCCCUGGCUCCCGGAUCAGGGCUGGGAAGAUAUCAUUCAUCUUGCAGCCAGUUUUCCACAGCAGUUUGCAUCACUUGCAGAUGACCUGCAAUUGAAUAAGAAGGUCUGGCAAAAUUGGUAUGACCUCGAUGCCCCUGAACAAGUGGAAUUCCCGAUCCACUAUAAGGACACGCUGAACAGUUUCCAGAAGUUGCUGCUGCUGCGCUGUUUCCGUGUGGAUCGCGUGUACCGUGCAGUGAUGGACUACAUCGCUGUCACCAUCGGAGAGAAGUUUGUGCAACCGCCUGUCAUCAGUUUUGAGGCGAUCUUUGAGCAGAGCACGGCUAACUCACCCAUUGUCUUCAUCCUCAGCCCUGGCUCUGAUCCAGCUUCUGACUUGUCCAAGCUGGCUGAGCGCUCAGGGUUCGGAACAAGUCGACUAAAGUUCCUUGCUAUGGGACAAGGACAAGAGAAGGUAGCGUUACAGUUGCUGGAGACAGCUGUAGCUCGUGGACAGUGGCUGAUGCUGCAGAACUGCCACCUGCUUGUGCGCUGGCUGAAGGAGUUGGAGAAGGCACUGGAGUUGAUUCACAAACCUCACCCCGACUUCCGCUUGUGGCUCACCACUGACCCAAUCCAAGACUUUCCCAUUGGAAUACUCCAGAACUCACUGAAGGUAGUGACGGAACCACCCAAUGGUUUGAAGCUGAAUAUGAGAGCCACAUAUUUCAAGAUCAGCCAUGAAGCUUUGAGCUUGUGCCCCCAUUCUGCCUACAAGUCGCUGGUCUACGUGCUGGCCUUCUUCCAUGCUGUGGUCCAGGAACGCAGAAAGUAUGGCAAGAUCGGUUGGAAUGUGUCGUACGAUUUCAAUGAAUCUGAUUUCCUGGUCUGCAUGGAGAUUCUCAUCACUUACUUGAAAAAGGCUCAUGAACAGAACGACACCAGGAUUCCCUGGGGCAGCCUGAAGUAUUUAAUUGGAGAGGUGAUGUACGGGGGGCGUUGCAUCGACAGCUUUGAUCGCCGCAUCCUCACCACCUACAUGAAUGAGUUUCUGGGGGAUUUCAUCUUCGACACUUUCCAGCCGUUCCACUUCUUCCACAAUGACGAUGUCGACUACAAGAUCCCAGAGGAUGGGAAUAAAGAUAAUUACACUGAUGAAAUUGAAUCUCUUCCACUUGCAAACACUCCGGAGGUGUUUGGACUUCACCCAAACGCUGAGAUCGGUUACUACACCCAGGCGGCACGCAGCAUGUGGGAACACCUGAUCGAUCUCCAGCCACAGACAGGAGAGUCCGGCAGUGGUAUGGGCCGUGAUGAAUACAUUCAGCACGUGGCCAUGGACAUCCAGAGCAAGCUCCCAACUAUCUUUGACAUGGAUACUAUCUACAAGAAAUUUGUGUUGCAAAUCACGCCGACCACAGUUGUGUUGCUGCAGGAGCUGGAACGGUUCAACCUACUCAUCGAUAGGAUGCUGCGCUCCUUGAUGGAGCUACAGAGGGCCCUGGCUGGUGAAGUGGGCAUGAGCAGUGAGCUGGAUGAGGUGGCACGAGCCCUCUUCAAUGGUCACAUCCCUGCCAUCUGGAGAAGACUGGCUCCUGACACCCUCAAGUCGCUGGGAAACUGGAUGAUCCAUUUCAAGAGGAGGUUUGAACAGUACGCCUCAUGGAUUGAGGAAGGUGAACCCAAUGUCAUGUGGUUGUCUGGGUUACAUAUCCCUGAAUCAUACCUGACGGCUCUAGUUCAGGCAACGUGUCGCAAGAACAGUUGGCCACUGGAUCGCUCCACACUCUACACACAGGUCACCAAGUAUCCCGAUGCAGAUGAUGUCAUGGAGCGCCCAGGGAACGGCUGUUUCAUUUGUGGAUUAUACCUGGAAGGGGCUGCCUGGGAUAUUGAAGAAGGCUGUCUGAUCCGGAGUCAGCCAAAGGAGCUGGUGAUUGAACUGCCCGUUCUCAAGGUCAUCCCCAUUGAAGGCCAUCGCCUGAAGCUCCAGAAUACACUACGAACCCCAGUGUACACCACGUCUCUGCGACGGAAUGCCAUGGGUGUUGGACUGGUGUUCGAAGCCGAUCUGUUCACCACUAGACACAUCUCACACUGGGUGCUGCAGGGUGUCUGCCUCGCCCUGAACGCAGACUGAUUCAUCCGCAUCUCCAGGAUCCACACAGCAAAGGAUCCCGUGUAUUUCUCACAGUGGGAGAGGCAUUUGGUGUUCAAAUUAAAUUAUUUAGUAAAGCAAUUCACUAAGCAAUAAGUAGUAAUAACUUGAUCAACAAAUGGUAAGCAUUGAGGAAUCUGCUGGUGUAAAACAAAACCCAAGCCUCUCUAGUCCUUGCCCUAUCCCUGAGAAAGCCUACGCUGUUUUUUAAUGCAAGAAAUUCUUUAUUUCCCGUAAUUGAGCAAGAACGUUGUUCUGAGAAUUUGGAUUUACAAAUGUUAACCUACUCUCAGGGCUAAAACCAGAGCAACGAUAGAACUCUGAUUUAUUUUUUCCAAAAAUAAAGUUUGUAUUCUGCUACCUUAACCAAAUGUGUGCCUAAUAUCCUUCUUUAGAAUAAUUUUAUAAAUUAUUUUCACAAAAACAAUAGCUUCACCCUUCCUGGUUUGCUGCCAAGAAUUAUCCACUAAGCUGGCUGUUGAGCAACCUUCAUCAUAUCUCAGCUGUCGGAUGGUAUAAUGUGGAUAAAUGUGAGGUUAUCCAUUUUGGUGGCAAAAACAGGAAAGCAGACUAUUAUCUAAAUGGUGGCCGAUUAGGAAAAGGGGAGAUGCAGCGAGACCUGGGUGUCAUGGUACACCAGUCAUUGAAAGUAGGCAUGCAGGUGCAGCAGGCAGUGAAGACAGCGAAUGGUAUGUUUGCUUUCAUAGCAAAAGGAUUUGAGUAUAGGAGCAGGGAGGUUCUACUGCAGUUGUACAGGGUCUUGGUGAGACCACACCUGGAGUAUUGCGUACAGUUUUGGUCUCCAAAUCUGAGGAAGGACAUUAUUGCCAUAGAGGGAGUGCAGAGAAGGUUCACCAGACUGAUUCCUGGGAUGUCAGGCCUGUCUUAUGAAGAAAGACUGGAUAGACUUGGUUUAUACUCUCUAGAAUUUAGGGGAUUGAGAGGGGAUCUUAUAGAAACUUAAAAAAUUCUUAAGGGGUUGGACAGGCUAGAUGCAGGAAGAUUGUUCCCGAUGUUGGGGAAGUCCAGGACAAGGGAUCACAGCUUAAGGAUAAGGGGGAAAUCCUUUAAAACCGAGAUGAGAAAAACUUUUUUCACACAGAGAGUGGUGAAUCUCUGGAACUCUCUGCCACAGAGGGUAGUUGAGGAGGCCAGUUCAUUGGCUAUAUUUAAGAGGGAGUUAGAUGUGGCCCUUUUGGCUAAGGGGAUCAGAGGGUACGGAGAGAAAGCAGGUACGGGAUACUGAGUUGGAUGAUCAGCCAUGAUCAUAUUGAAUGGCGGUGCAGGCUCGAAGGGCCGAAUGGCCUACUCCUGCAUCUAAUUUCUAUGUUUCAAUGGAGGAUCAGAGGUGAUGGGUUGAAUGAAAUCUGAUAAACAGCAGGACAGGCAGCAUCUGUGGAAACACUUCAGGUUAAGGAGCUUUCAAAGUAAGCGCUAUCUACAUGGUUUGUACUCAGUCCUUUCACAAUUAAGUUAGGUCAACAUCGUAAACAUUGAUGUAAAGAGUAGGUGCCAGACCCGUAUGGUCCAGACCAGCACAUUUACCCCACCCUGUCCCUCCCUGCCCAAUGUCUGAUCUCAAGGAAUGACUUUCAGAAACCAAAUAAUCAGAUCAUCAAUAAUCAUUUAAUUGGAUUACAAAAUC
This is a messenger RNA of Leucoraja erinaceus (little skate), 15606 nucleotides long. It is a transcript of the gene dnah10, whose product is annotated as dynein axonemal heavy chain 10. The coding region runs from base 63 to 13943 and encodes 4626 amino acids. Gene Ontology annotation, cellular component: dynein complex. Lineage: Eukaryota; Metazoa; Chordata; Chondrichthyes; Rajiformes; Rajidae. The record is from RefSeq and is a predicted model, not a curated record. The transcript is spliced from 80 exons. Gene Ontology annotation, molecular function: ATP binding; dynein intermediate chain binding; dynein light intermediate chain binding. Gene Ontology annotation, biological process: microtubule-based movement.